AUGAGUUUCUCACCGAUCAAAUAUGAAUCUAAAAUAUUAAGCAACCUAGCUAGCAUGUUAAAACUUAGGGAAAAAAGCGACAAAGAAAUAUUAAGUGAAAUAAAAGAAGAAAAAGUAAAUAUUCGAUUUGAAAUUGAUGAAGAUAUUAAAAAGGUAAUUGACAUUAAUAAAAUUAAUUGUACAUGUAAUGAAUCAAAAAAAAAAAUGGAGGAAUAUAAUGGGAAAAAGUUCGAGUACUACUACAAUGUAGAAACAUAUGGUGUAGACUUUUUUUUAGACAUAUGCAAUGCUUUAGGCAGAUCAAACUAUAAACCUUUUUUAACUGAAGAAGGAAAAAAUGAAAUUAUUAAUGGAUUAAGAGUUAGAAGGAGUUCAAAUUUAUAUAAGUUUGUUUCUUUCUUUUUAAGUAAGGAACGAUUAAAUAAAGAUAGAUUAAACGAUGGAAAAACACCUGAAAAUAUUUUCCACUGUUUUAAAUGCUUAAAGAGUGUAUUACACAUAUAUGCAGAUAGUCAGAAUAGUUCUAAAGCUAAGAUGUUUUUAGGUGAUACUUACAUUAAUAAUAAUAGUAAUAGAAACAAUAGUAGUAGCAAUAACAACAGUAACAACAAUAAUUGUAACAGUGGUAACAGUAACAACAAUAACAACAGUAACAGUAGUAACAAUAGUAACAAUAAUAAUGAUAGUAGUGAUAUUUAUAGUAAUAAGUACAUUACUGAAGAAAUGGAAGAUCAUAUAGAAAAUGAUAAUCUAAGUGAAAAAGAUAAUUUUGAAAAGAGAAAAAAAAAUCAUAGGGAUGGAAUUAUAGUUGUAAGCAAGUACAAAUCAGAAUUAACCUCUAUAAGUAGAAAAUCAAAUGAAAAAAUUAUGAAAACAAUAUUUGAGCAUACUAAAGAUAUGAACAAUGAUAAACGUAGUAAUGUCUUUCAAAAAAUUUAUCCCUUUAAAAAGAGUAAUACAUUUGAAAAAGUUAAUAAAUAUAGUAAAUCACGUAUUUAUGAUAAUGAUAAAUUAAAAUAUAAUAGUCAAAGUUUUCAAACCCUUAAAAAUGAGAACAAAGAUAUAAGUACAUAUAAAAAUAUAAAUAAAAAAAAAUAUUUUAGUACGCAAAAUAAAUCUUUGACAAGAAAUUCUUAUGGAAAGAAUUAUAAUUCCGACUCGUAUAAUAAAAAUAAGGAGACAAAAAAACGUAGUUCUCAAAAAAGUAAAAAUAGUAGAAAUAGCUUCCAUUCAUUGUCCAAUAAAAACGUAAGUGCAACAAAAAAAAAAGAGGCAAAUGAUACCAUAUACUGCACAGAUACCGAUGUAGCAGCAAAUGUGGACCUAAAUCGGGAAGGUAAUUCUAAUGAAAAACAUGGGAAAGAAGUUGAAAAGGGCCAUAUGAAAAGGACCACAUGGUCAUGUAUGCCCAAGGGGGAGGAAACGGAUGGUACGUCCCAUGAGAACUGUGCUAACGCAAUUUGUUCAGAAUUGAAAAACGUUACUAUUUCAGAGGAAAGGGAAAGAAAUGAAGCAAUGGAAUAUAUUGGACCUGGGAACAAAUUGGAAAAAGUAGAAAACAUGAAUCAUUCUGAUAAUAUAAAACAUAUGAACGGUUCAGAAAUUUUAAAACGCGCUAGUGCAUCGGAAGAAAUGAGCAAAGACGAUGGAAUAACCGGAGAAUUGGAUGACAAAGAUUGUGUGUUAGAUGAAGUAAUAACUGGUCUUAAUAAAUAUGAAAUAAACGAGAAAAAAGAAUCUGUAAAAAAAUCGUCUAAUGAAGAAGAAUCUUAUUAUAAUCCAAGUGAUAAUGAAUCAUAUUCAACGGAUGAUUCAAAUUAUAAAAAAUAUUUAAGGAAGAAGAAGAAAUUACAGGAUCAAGGAAAAAUUGUUAUCGAUUUAAAUAUUAUGCGUGGGAAUUCCAUAAAGUCUGUGAAUAAGAGAGAUAAAGAUGAAAGACAUGAAGAAAAAAUGCAAGAAACAUUAAGAAUGAAACAAGUUAACAAAAUACUAGAACAAAAGAAAAUGAUUUUUUGUAAAAUAGAAGAUAUUGCAAAAAAGAGAAAUAAAAGGUAUGUAAAGACUCAAGUGUUGUCAGAGGAUUCAAAAAUUGAAAGAGUUUAUUUUAGUCACAAAAUAAAGAAAUUUUAUAAUUCCAAAUCGGGAUAUUUUGGUUGUGGUUGGUCAAAUAAUAGAACGGAAUGGACACCAUUUAUUCAUGCCCCAUUUUUUGAUAACCAACACAAUGCAAUAUAUAAAAAUAGGAAUAAGAAGUUAUAUGAGGAAAUAUACGAUACAUUAUUACAUGGUAGAAUACAUCCAUAUAUAAAAAUAGUGGAGUUAAAAGAUCAUAAACAUCCAGUACGAUUAUGUACUCCAUAUACUGAAGACUGUUAUUCUAUUCUUUAUACAGGUAAAAAGAUAAGCUCAACAGAUGAUCGAGUAAUUUUUGGUGAGUACACAGGUUUUGUUGCGAAUAAUAGAGAGUUAUCCCAGGAAAAGCACCAAUAUAUGUUUGCUCUAACGUUCAAUAAGAAGGUAUUUAAUGAUAAGAAGAAUGUAGUUUUUAUUAAUGAAAUAGAAUCGGAUGAGGAGGAAGGCUGCAGCGAAAACGUACCGUGUACUGUGAGCGACAGCAGCGAUCAUAACAGUAACAUUAACAGUAGUAACAGCACUGUUGAUAACAGUAACAAUAACUUCAACCAUAAUAGUAGUGGUAACAAUGACAAUAACAGCAAUAGGCAUAGUGGUAAUUACUUAAGAAAUAAUUUCGAAAGAAUCGAGGGGUGUGGGAACGAUCGACAGAGUGUUGUAAAUGAGGAUAAAGAGUGCGAUGAGGAAAUAACUAAUAAUAUAAGAAAGAAUGAAAAAGAAAAAAUCUAUUCCAAUUUGAUGAACAUACAAAAUAAUAAUCUCACAGAUAAAGCGAACAAGGGAAAGAAGUCCAAAACAUCAUGUUUCAAUAAAAAAGCGAAGGGAUUAAACAAUUUGGUUAUACUUCCAGAUAAUUAUACAUAUGCUGUUGAUUCGUCAUAUAUGUUUAAUGAAAUGUCUUUAGUGAAUCAUUAUAAAACAUGUUCAAUUUUUAAUAACUAUGAUUUCAGAAUAAAUGCCGAAUGGCAAUUAGUAUACCUUGAUGGAUGGCCUCACAUCAUUUUAACGUCCAUUCCAGGUGUAGAAAUAAACACAGGGGAAGAAAUAUUCGCUGACUUUGGAUUUGAGUGGUUUGAAAAAGUUAAUGAUAUAUGUUUAAACAGUUUUAUUAAAAAUUGUUAUGAGCAUAGAUUAAUUAAAUUAAAUUUGUGCAAAGAGAAAUAUUUUAAUGGUAUAGAUGAUAUUGUAGAAAAAUAUAAUUUAUUAAAAACUCAUACUACAUGUAAUUUAUGUAUGCAUAAUGUGAAUACGGAUUGUGGUAAUUUUAUUUACUGUUCAGGAUGUAAUCAUGUAUAUCACUUAAAAUGUGUUCAUAAAUUAUAUACAGAAGUUAAUGAAAAUUAUGACUGGUUUUGCUCUAGUUGUGUUCAGCUCUGUAUGAAUAUAAUUAAUCAAAAAGAAUUUCUACAACAUAUUGAAAAAGAAAAUCACAAGAAGUUGAUUGAUUUUUUUAAUGAUAUAUCAUCGGUGGAUAAUUCAAAAAAAAAUGCAAAUGAUUUAUUAGCUAGUCAGAAUAAUAGUCAACCUAGUACCUUGAUCGAACAUGAAAAUGGAAACAACAAUAGUAAUGAAAGGAACGACAAUAAUGAAAAGAUUGACAACAAUGGAAAUAACAGAAGUAAUGAUGAAAAUUGUUCAACAGGUUUCGAAAAAAUAAGAAGAUUACUGCAAUGUAAGGAAAACAUAGAUCACUUAAUAAAAAACAGAGAAUUACUAAAUGAGUUUUUACAAAAAAAAGAAAAUGAAGUUAACUUAUUAGAUACUAAAGAAUAUGGAGAUUUUAAUUUUAAAGAUGAACAAAUUAAUUAUCUAUUGAAAGAUAGUUAUGAACUUCAUUUACUUGUUGAAUAUAAAAAAAAAAUUGAGGAUUUGUUAGUAAGCAGGGAGAGGGUUGAUACCUUUCUCAAUAACGAAGGUGUCAAACGUACAAUGAAAAUAAGGAAAAAAACGAUUAAUUAUUUAUUGAAAAGUAAAAAAUUUAUUGAAAACAUUGUCACAAAAUUAGGAGAAGAAGAGUUUUUCCGUCCCCCUGCUGCUUCUAUAUCUGCCUUAGCUGCUGAUACAGCUUCUACUUUUGCCGCCUCUAUCGGUUCAUCUACUGUUCAGCAGAAAACACAAGGUGAUAGUUUCGUAAAAAUAGAAGAAAAGCAACAAGAGUUAGUGGAUGAUAAAAAAUACAGUGAUAAGUUAUCGAACGAUUCAAGUUAUAAUAUACAGAUAGAUAAGAAUAAGGUUAAUAUGAUGGGUGAAACUAAUGAUGUUUGUGUUAACCUAGGUAAAAGGAUAUCGGAUGAAAUAAAUUAUAAUAGUAUGUCAAGUACAUACGAACAAGUAUUGUAUAGUAAGUCAAAUAUGAUAGUUAAAAAUUUGAAGGAUAUAAAAAAAAACGAAAAGAAUAAUAGGGGGAAUAAUGGUAAUAUCAGUAACCUAUGUUGCAACUAUAUGAUGAAGUUAAGUAAAAAAUUUUUUGGAUUUUCUUUAAUAAAAGAUUUUGAAAAGGGCUUAAGCACAAAUCAACCUUCCUUACCCUUAAAUGACCAUUUAAAAAAGUUAUCUGUAUGUUCUAAUUGUUACAAAAAACAUCAUGAUUUAUCUAAGGCAAUUAUUUGUAGAGUUACGAAAAUGCAUUUCGAGGCAAAUUACAACGAUGGACUGAGUGAAGAGGAUUUGUUUAAAACUUCUAGCGAAUGCAUACAAUUAGUUAUAAGAGAAUUAGCAAAUACCAUCAAAGAAUAUAGAAAAAAAGAAUUAAAUGGAGCAUAUAUUCAACACAUGAUUACAAGUGGUGGAGAUACAUUCAAGGAUAAGGGCAAUAAUGAAAACAACAUAGCAAUAAAAUUUAAUAAUUCUGUUACACCUAAUAAAGUAAGUAGUAGUAGUGCCUUUUCUAACAAAAACCACAUGGAGGAAGAGAAGCCAUUUUACGAAGUUAUUAUUACCGCAUUAAGUGAUGAUAAGAAUGAAAAAGAUAACAAUAUUAUAACUGGGAAUACUCCUCCCUUAAAUGAUGAUAGAAUGAAUUAUACAGGCUAUUAUACUGAUAAGAAAGAGGAAUCCAGUUUAUUAUUUCAUAAACGCAUACGUGAUAAUUAUGAUUACAGUAAAGAACGGUGUAACAAUUUGAGUCAAUUUAGGAUUAACCAGCAUCGAAACAGUAUGAUAAAUAGAAAAUCAACUAAUAAAGAUCAGGAAUGUAGUGUAAACGAAACGCACGAUGUUUAUAGAGAUGAAAAUACGACCAUGCCCAACCGGCAUACCGAUAGUAACUCUGCAGAUAAUAAAAAUACGAAUAGUGAAUAUUAUGAAAAUGAGAACGGAAAAAAUAAGGAGAACGAGAAUGACAAAAAUAACGAGGGCGACAACGAUAAUGAGAAGGAUAACGAUAACAAUAACAAUGACAAUAAUGACUAUAACGAGAAGAAUAACAAUAAUGAGGAGAACGAAAAUGAGAAUGAAAACCUAGGGACUACUAACGAAAUAUGGAACAGUGAAAAAAAGAACUUCGACUAUUUUCAUAACAGGUAUAAAAUAAGCAAUUUUAUUCCCCUUUUUGGAGUUGAACUGGGGAAAACAAAAUUUCAAAGAGAAUUUACUAAUGGUACCUUUGUAGGAACUGUUACAGAACAAAUAAAGGAUGAGCAUGAUAAUAAUUUUUUCGUUGUUACAUAUGAAGAUGGUGAUGUUGAAUGGAUUACCCCUUCCUUCUUAUUUCAAGAACUUUUAAAACAGUCAACAAAUAAUUUGGAAUACCCUUUAGCUAGUAACUUCAAAGAGCUGUUCAACCCCUAUUUUAAAAAAGAUAUUAAGUUAAAUAAUUGCUCCUUAGAAUUAAAAAUUGAAAAAAGAAAAAGAAAAAGUAAUUGCGAAUAUAAUAGUAAUAAUAACAGUGUUAAUAAAAGACAGAAACAUGCACAGGAAGAGAGUUCUUUAAAAAAAAAAAAACAAAAGUUCUAA
Plasmodium malariae is the source of this 6087-nucleotide messenger RNA. It is a transcript of the gene SET10, whose product is annotated as histone-lysine N-methyltransferase, H3 lysine-4 specific, putative. The record is from RefSeq and is a predicted model, not a curated record. The transcript has a single exon. Lineage: Eukaryota; Apicomplexa; Aconoidasida; Haemosporida; Plasmodiidae. Bases 1 to 6087 code for a protein of 2028 amino acids.